Spinacia oleracea (spinach) is the source of this 1395-nucleotide messenger RNA. RefSeq names its product zeatin O-xylosyltransferase-like. Gene Ontology annotation, molecular function: UDP-glycosyltransferase activity. The record is from RefSeq and is a predicted model, not a curated record. Lineage: Eukaryota; Viridiplantae; Streptophyta; Magnoliopsida; Caryophyllales; Amaranthaceae. The transcript has a single exon. Bases 1 to 1395 code for a protein of 464 amino acids.
AUGGAAGGCCAAAAAUCUCAGCCCGAAGUGGCAGUUCUGAUGGUACCCUUUCCAGCACAAGGCCAUCUCAAUCAACUCCUCCAUCUCUCUAAUCUCAUUACUUCCUAUGGAUUACCAGUUCACUAUGCUGGAUCCUCCACUCACAAUCGACAAGCGAAACUCCGCCUUCACGGUUGGGACUUGGAGAGUUUGAGUAAGAUCCGUUUCCAUGACUUCGACCUCCCUCCUUACAACACUCCUCCUCCCAAACCAGAUCCUUCCAACCAUUUCCCUACGCACCUUCAACCGCUUUUUGAAGUUUCUUUGCAUCUCCGUCAACCUGUUUCCCAACUCUUACAACAACUGUCAAGUGAGUUGAAGAGAGUCAUCGUUAUUCAUGAUUGCCUAAUGGCUGCUGUGGUCCAAGAUGUAAAAAACAUCCCAAACGCUGAACCAUAUGCUUUCGUUCCUAUAUCUGCUUUUACAUCUUUCUUCAAUUCCUGGGAAAAAAUGCCACAGAAACCUUUUACAUUGGAUUUACAUGUCACAAAAGGCAUCCCUUCCACGGAUGGGUGCUCAACUCCUAGGGUAACAAGCUUUAUAGUCAACCAACGAGAACUUUUGGGGUUCGAGUCUGGAAGGCUCUACAACACAUCAAGGGUGAUAGAAGGUGAAUAUGUUGAAUUGUUGAAGAAGCUGCCAAGAAAAUAUGGAAUGAAGCACUUCGCAGUUGGACCUUUGAAUCCAAUGGAAAUAGAAAGAAAAACUGAGAAUCAUAAACAUGUGUGCCUGGAAUGGCUAGACAAACAAGAGACUAAUUCGGUGAUAUACAUCUCCUUUGGAUCUACAACCUCAAUGACAGAUGAGCAGAUCACAGAAUUGGCAUUAGGAUUGGAAAGAAGUAAGCAAAAGUUUAUAUGGGUGCUUAGAAGGGCUGAUACAGGUGAUAUUUUUAAUGGUGCUCAAGUAAAAGAGCUACAGCUGCCAAAAGGGUACAAAGAGAGAGUGGAAAGCAGAGGAAUUGUGGUAAGAGACUGGGCACCUCAGAUAGAAAUUCUGGGACAUCCAUCUACAGCUGGGUUCGUCAGUCAUUGCGGGUGGAACUCAUGCCUAGAAAGUAUCAGCAUGGGAGUGCCGAUGGCAGCAUGGCCUAUGCAUUCCGACCAACCAAGGAACGCAGUUUUGGUGACAGAGGUGCUAAGAAUGGGUACGCUAGUGAGGGAUUGGGAACACCGUGCUGAGCUGGUGGCAUCAACUACUAUAGAGUAUGUUGUAAGAAUAUUGAUGGUGUCUGAGGAAGGAAAGGAAAUGCGGAAAAGGGCAGCAGAGCUAGGUGAUGCGGUUCGAGCAUCAGUUGUCAACGGAGGUGCUUCUCACUUAGAAAUGGAUUCUUUCAUUUCUCAUAUCACCAGAUGA